This is a messenger RNA of Rhea pennata, 1210 nucleotides long. It is a transcript of the gene ATP6V0E2, whose product is annotated as ATPase H+ transporting V0 subunit e2. Gene Ontology annotation, cellular component: proton-transporting V-type ATPase, V0 domain. Lineage: Eukaryota; Metazoa; Chordata; Aves; Rheiformes; Rheidae. The record is from RefSeq and is a predicted model, not a curated record. The transcript has 4 exons. Gene Ontology annotation, biological process: proton transmembrane transport. The coding region runs from base 46 to 291 and encodes 81 amino acids. Gene Ontology annotation, molecular function: proton-transporting ATPase activity, rotational mechanism.
GCCGGUGCGGCGGUGGCGGCCGGUGCGGCGGCGGCGGCGGCGGCCAUGACGGCGCACAGCUUCGCGCUCCCGCUCGUCCUCUUCUCCGCCUUCUGGGGGCUCGUGGGCGUCGCCGCGCCCUGGUUCGUGCCCAAGGGGCCCAACCGCGGGGUGAUCAUCACCAUGCUGGUCACCACCGCCGUGUGCUGCUACCUCUUCUGGCUCAUCGCCAUCCUGGCGCAGGCCAACCCCUUGUUCGGGCCGCAGCUGAAGAACGAGACCAUCUGGUACGUGCGCUUUCUCUGGGAGUGAGCCGGCGCCUGGACGCGGACCCCCGCCGCCGUCUUGCUGCUGCUCCAGCCCCUGCCCUCCUGUAGCAGGCAGCCCCCAGCGGUGCUGGGCCUCCAGCUGGACCUGCUGCCCCAGCACCCCUGAGCACUGCAACUGGACACAGCAGCAGCUGGGCCCUCAGCCAUGGCAGGCAGGACUCCUGCCAGGCCUGAGGGCACAAGCUGUGCAGGGCCUGCCCUCAUGAGCCAGGCCCUGUACACCCAUGGUACCUGGGAGAGAGCCCAACAGCUGGCCAAGUGCUGCAGUCAGUGAUGUUGACCAGCCUGAGUCGUCUUCUGGAGGGAGAGGUCCGUGUGGACGGCCAGUACCUUCUGUCUGCAGUGCUUGCCAUGAUCCUUCCAGUCUGCUAGGCCCUAGGCUCUCUUUUGUGAAAUCCUGCUCCCCUCCCAACCUAUUAUAGGAUCCCACAUCUCUGUGGGUCCUGGCUACCCCUGUGCAUGAGAAGACAGGAGUCUAUGGUGUCCUUUCUAUGUUCAGUCCCCUGUGGGAGCCUGGGCAUGCAGUGGAGUCCUUGCUAAAAGAGGUUCUGGCUGCUGGUGGGAAAAGGGAGGUCUGACACUGGAGGAGCACGUUGACCUUCUUCAGCAUGAAAGAGGAGAUGGUACAGGUGUAGGGCAGGGAGGUCUGCUGCCAGGCAGCCAGCUCACAUUAGAGAUAAAGGGAUGCUGUGUCUUCUCCUGCCUGAGCGGUAAGCUUUAAGCAGUAGUGCAUAGGUACUAACCCUUUUGCCUGUGUUAAUGUUCGGGAAAGAACUGAGUAUCAAGUAGUACCCUAGAUCUCUUCCUUUAUUUAUCAGAUAAUUAAUCUGUAUUUAUUUAUUAUUUGUCUGUGUUUGAUGAUAAACUUGUGUUGUGGAAAUAAAUCAUUUUGUAGUAAGUGA